ACACACGCGGAGCCACAUUGGAAUUUAAGAGUUAACUGGUCUUCUUUAGAGUCAAUGCGGAUGAUAUUUGCAGGAAAUGGACCUCCGUAGUCAGCUUUAUUAUUGGCUGGGCUGACGUCGUUGGUGAUAUUUCAACAAACCCACAAAGGACAGUUACACAAUCCACAGUUAGAUGCCAAGUCUUAAAAAUGCCGAUGCUCAGUUAAGUCUGAAGAUUAUAAAGACAUUCCCUGCUUCUUGUCAGCAUCUUGAAGUAACUGUUUGAAAAGUAAAGAGAAUUUAACUGUGAAGAAUAUAAGAAUGGGUUUGACAAGCACAGUCACGGCGCUGUUUCCCGUUAGUCUUCCUGUACUGAUUGUCUUCUUGGCAGCGUUAGGGGCAGCCUCUUACUACAUCCUGGUGUCUGCCAAGAAGGUUUCCAAGCAUAACCCAACAAGAAGUAAAACCAAAAUGAGAAAUCGAGAUCCGUCUGACCCAGAGGUCCUUAUCGUUGGGUCAGGCAUCCUAGGCUCUGCCAUGGCAGCAGUCUUGGGUAAAGAUGGCCGGCGAGUGACGGUCAUCGAGCGAGACUUGAAAGAACCCGAUAGAAUCGUUGGAGAACUGCUGCAACCGGGUGGCUAUCAGUGCUUGAAAGCUCUGGGUUUGGAAGAUUGCACGGAAAACAUUGAUGCUCGAUCCGUGGAGGGAUACAUCAUCCACGACCUGGACACCCACUCCAAGGUGGAUUUGUCGUAUCCUAAAGACGAACAGGAUCACGUUCACUCGGGGAGGGCCUUCCAUCACGGAAGGUUUGUCAUGGGGCUCAGAAAAGCUGCAAUGCAACAAAAAAGUGUCACUUACAUCGAAGGGACUGUCACCAAGAUACUGGAACAAGAUAACUGUAUAAUUGGAGUCAUGUACAAGGAAAAAGGACUUGAUGAAGAAAAGGAAAUCUUAGCCCCUCUCACGGUCGUCGCCGACGGCUGCUUCUCGAAAUUCCGCAAAAACCUCGUCACCACCAACGUGAAAACCACCUCCCACUUCGUGGGCACCAUCAUGAAGAACUGUCCUCAGAUGAAGGACAACCACGCGGAGCUGGUCCUCGCCGAUCCCUCCCCUGUCCUCAUCUACAGGAUAGGAGAGGAGGACACCAGGGUGUUGGUGGAUGUCAGAGGAGCGAUGCCUAAGGAUAUGAAGGGGUACAUGACCGACAAGAUACAUCCGCAACUUCCAGAUCACCUUCAGGAGCCGUUCCUCGACUCCAUCCAGAACGACCGCAUACGGAGCAUGCCCAGUAGCUUCCUGCCCCCCGCGCCCAUUGAGAAACCAGGGGUGCUACUCCUAGGUGACGCAAUGAACAUGAGACACCCUCUAACAGGUGGAGGGAUGAGUGUUGCUCUCAAUGACGUCAGGAUAUGGAGGGAUUUACUGCAGGACAUACCAGACUUGGAUGACCAUGACCGAAUCAUCCAGUCCAUGCACUCCUUCCACUGGCAGCGGAAAAACUCCCACUCUUUUGUGGUCAACGUACUGGCUCAGGCCUUGUAUGAAUUAUUCGCUGCCACAGAUCGGCAUCUGAUGCAGCUGCGAAGGGCCUGUUUUCACUACUUCAAGCUCGGUGGUAAGGCUGUCUCGGGACCUGUGGGCCUUCUGUCUGUGUUGCAACCCAAACCCUUCGUCCUCAUCGGUCAUUUCUUCGCAGUGGCUCUUUACGCCAUCUACUUCGCCUUCAAAUCCCAAUCCUGGUUGACCAAACCAUUGGCCGCUGUCGAGAGCGUGUGGAUUUUCGCCAAAGCCUGCAUGGUGCUCUUCCCGUUGAUCCUAUCGGAAUUGUACUCCGUCAAGUGAAAAAGAACAUGGCAAAUUUCAAGAAGCUAAUUUGUAUCAUAUAUUACCGAAAAGCUGUAUCGUUGAUACAGAAUUCCACUUAUAUCUGUUGGGCCCCGAAUCAGGCACUUGUUUGAUUGAUUCUUUAGUGAAUAAAUGUAAUAUAAUAAACACUGCAAAAAAAAACUCAUUGGAGGUGUCUUAAUUCUGAAUCUGAUCGCCUUAAAUUAUGAAGAUGUCGUUUAUAUAGAUCUUCGGGGAAUGUUGUUAGCUACAUUUUGAUACCGUUUGCUACCAAAGACUGUAAAUCGUCCAAGAUUGGCAACGGUUUGUGAAAAAUGAUGCAGUUUAAAAAGUUGCAAAUUUAAGGAGUACGCGGGUGGAAAUUGAUGUGUGACAAUGUCACACUGCCCGAAACGAACGGCAGGGAAUACCGAUCGCACAGUGCUUGCAUGCAUGGGACCACGCAAAUUGAAUUUCCUGCGCUGCGUCUUUGGUAGCAACUGGGGUAUCAAAAUGUAGCUAACAAAGUUCCCCAAAGUCUAUGUAAAUGACGUCAUCAUAUGACGAUCAGAUUCAAAAUGGUUACCCCUCCAAUGAGUGUGUACGUUCUUUUUUUGCGGUAUUUACAAUGAAGUACGUGUGCUAAUGGAUUAAAUACAAUAUCUCAUUGACCAGUAUCUUUGUUAAAAGUGUGCUGUUAGAAAUAAUUUGAAAUAUUACAAAUAAUUUUUUGAAAAACAUCAGGUCAUUUCAUCAUAUUUGAUUUUCACUUGAAAUUUUAUUCCCCUUUGGUGCUGGAGAUUUACCAAAAGAGCAGCUACUAAAGAUUUUCAGGAAUUAGUGUACAAUUGUGAUUCAUAACAGCCUUUUUAUACUGAGGGUUUGAAAAGGUUUGAAUUUUUCAUCACAACAGGGAUAUAAUUUUUGUACAUCAUUACUGUAUCAUUAAAUUACAUGUAUUUUUCUUAUUGGACGACACUGAAGACAUUCCAAAUCAUUGCCGCUAUUGUAAUUAGAUGUAAAUCCACAUU
This is a messenger RNA of Patiria miniata (bat star), 2840 nucleotides long. It is a transcript of the gene sqle, whose product is annotated as squalene monooxygenase-like. Bases 301 to 1827 code for a protein of 508 amino acids. NCBI's taxonomy places the organism in Eukaryota, Metazoa, Echinodermata, Asteroidea, Valvatida, Asterinidae. Gene Ontology annotation, molecular function: squalene monooxygenase activity; flavin adenine dinucleotide binding. Gene Ontology annotation, biological process: sterol biosynthetic process; cholesterol metabolic process. The transcript has 11 exons. The record is from RefSeq and is a predicted model, not a curated record. Gene Ontology annotation, cellular component: membrane; endoplasmic reticulum.